This is a messenger RNA of Cylas formicarius (sweet potato weevil), 1959 nucleotides long. Its product is annotated as carboxylesterase 5A-like. The record is from RefSeq and is a predicted model, not a curated record. Lineage: Eukaryota; Metazoa; Arthropoda; Insecta; Coleoptera; Brentidae. The transcript is spliced from 9 exons. The coding region runs from base 106 to 1932 and encodes 608 amino acids.
CGAACAGAAUCCGAAAACUAUUUUUUUUAUCGUCCACAUUGUCAAUUGACCGUUCGUUGGCAAUAUGUUCUCGCGUUCUUCGUUCAUCGAUUUGUGCGAGGAAUUAUGUUUUUGGUGACACUUUUGACUUACGUAAUUGUCCUUAAAUGCGGUUGUUGCCAAAAAUGGCAGGAACGCAAACUUAGCCUGAGGAUACCGCAAGGACUUGUGGAGGGGUUGACUUUGUAUACGGAAUCAUCAAAAUUGGUAAAUAGUUUCUUGGGCAUACCCUAUGCGGCGGCCCCUAUUGGAAAUAAUCGAUUUAAGCCCCCGCAAAAACACGCUGGCUGGAAUGAAACGUUCAAAGCAAUCGGCUAUGGUCCGAGAUGCGCCCAAUUAACCAGAAAAGGAGAAGUUGUUGGUAACGAAGACUGCCUCUAUUUGAAUAUUUGGUCCCCAUCUGUUUCUGGUAAUUUUGCCAACAUCCCGGUGUUGAUGUUUUUCGAAGGUCUAGAUUUUUACCGAAACACCGAAUUGCCGAUAUCGGGCCAAGACCUAGCAGUCGAAGGGGUAGUUGUAGUUAUAGCGAACUACAGACUGAAUAUUUUCGGGUAUUUUUGUUUGGGUACCGAAGAAGCCAGAGGUAAUUUGGGACUCCUUGAUCAAUAUUUUGCUAUUCUCUGGGUUAAAGACAAUAUUAAGCAUUUCGGAGGCGAUCCGGAUAAAAUCACCCUUUUUGGACACUCUUCCGGCGCGGUCAGCGUCGCUUUCCAUUUGAUAUCGCCAAGAACCGCAGGUCUUUUCCAGAGGGCGAUAAUUUCAUCCGGAAGUGCGGUAUCAGCAUGGCAAACUCAAAACGAUCCAAUAGAAGCAUCAAAAGAAAUACUGAGACUUUUAACGUGCAAUUCUUUUGACUAUUUAAGAUGUUUACGAUCCAAAACGACGGAACAUGUUUUACGAGCGUUGCAGGAAUAUUCGCAAUUGAGCGACUUUUUGUUUCUUCCCGUGGUGGACACUUUUCUCGCAGAAAACAAUCGAUAUUUACCGAAUGAACCGGCGAAAGCUUUCAGGGAAGCAACUUUUUUUCAAGUCCCGAUUUUAACGGGUAUUUCGAAACCGAUCACACACCCCCAACUAUAUGAGUGGGUGGAUUUCGCCAGUCAAGGCUACCAGCAACUACAGUACUACGUGGAACGGUCAAAAAUUCCAGAGAUUCUCCGCCUUUACAAAUUUACUAAAGGGCCGAACUACGAUCAAGUGUUUGAUUUGGUUAAUUGGAAAUACGGGUCGACUAGUCAAGACGACGUCAGGCUGCUUUUCGAUCAGAUUCGAAAUUUAGAAUUCGAGUCGAAAAUUGAGGCGCCGCAUUUUUUGCAGUUGUCGUAUUUGAAUUCUUACGUGCAACCUAUUUUCGUCUACUCCAUAAACGACGUAGGACCCUCUUUGAAUACCACUGAUCAGCUAGCUGCUUCGGAUUUAAUCUUACUCUUUGGACCGUCGCUUUUAAAACACACAGGAAGGAGAAGAUUUAACUCGAUGGAAGCCAGGUUUAGUGCCCAGUUAAAAAAGAUAUGGAUCGACUUUAUUUAUGUUGGAAACCCGACGCCAAAUAACAACAGAAUGAAACAGUGGAGGAAGUACACACCCGUGGAUCAAUACAUAGAAAAUUUUGACUUUAACUCUAGUAUCGAUAACAGUGGCGAAGUUAAAAGGCGAAGCCUAGCAAUAGCGUUUUGGAAUCAACUUUUGCCGAAAAUGGCAUCACAUGUUCCAGCUCCUAAUGUGAUACCAAAAGAGUUACAAAAAAGCCCAGAUCCCGGCGCUAGUCUACGACACGCACUGUUUACACUCGUCGGGUUGGUUAUAUCUUUGUUAAUAUUACUAAUAGUUUGCAUAGUUUUGUUGAAGAAGAAAUCAAUGGAACGAGAUAACGAGUUUCAUUUAAGUUAUUAGCUGUAAAUACAAACUUCUUAAAAUUUC